AUGGGUGAUCAUGACGUCGCUCUCUGCCAAGUCAGCCACUACAACCAUGCGAAUUACUGGGACUUCGUGCCGCUGCCAACGGUCACCGAUGACACGGGAUGCGAAAGUCUGCGUCAUAACAGCGAUUCCGAAAGGAUAAGAAUGGCGCCGCCGCCGUCCGCAUCGAAGGCGGGCGCGGCCGAGGAGCGCCUGCCCCCCUGCGAGAGGCGUCUAUUGGAUCAGUACCACAUCCACCUCCAACCCGCCAACCGCAACCCGCUGAGCCGAGCCGAUUCCGCUGCUGGUCGAAAGGAGGCGGCGGAGACCCCCGCGCAGGUGCAGAUGAUGGCUUGUGUUGCUGCUGCGGACUCGACUGCGGAUCAGCACGCCCCUGUUGCAGCCACUCAGGACCUCGUGGACCUCUUCUUUCUUGAGGGCAGCCAGGCCGUCGACGGUCUGUGCUUCUCGCCCUACCCCAUCUACGGCUGGCGCACGGCCGAAGAGCGCCGGGCUGCCGUUUGUGAGGUGUUCAAGGCGUACAACGUGGUCACGCGCCUGCCCGCCUCGCCGGCUGCCCUGGCCGCCGCGCAGCGCCGCGACAGCCGCCACCAACACUCCGCCAUCGCCCCCAUCAACAAGAGCGUGAUCGAGACGCGUGAACAGUACUGGCGCCGCCUGUCGAACCUGUACAUCCAGAAGGGUGUAAAAGAUGCUGCUGCUGCCGCCGACGCUGCGACUACGACGGCGACGAACGGUGCCGUCCCCGCUGCCCCCGCCUACGAACCCGAGGAUCCGUUCUACAUCAUCGACCUCGGCCGUGUUGUGGAGCAGAUGGCGCGCUGGCGUCACGAGCUGCCGAUGGUGCGCCCUUACUUUGCCGUGAAAAGCAACCCGCAACCGGCUGUUUUGGAGGUGCUCAGCGCCCUCGGCGCCGGCUUCGACUGCGCGUCCAAGGAAGAAAUACAUAUGGUGCUAGGUCGCCACCUCGUGGCGUCGCCGGACGACAUCAUCUUCGCCAACCCGUGCAAGCAGCUCGGCGACCUGUGUGAGGCGCAGGCGUGCGGCGUCACCUACGUGACGGUGGACAACCCGCUGGAGAUGGAAAAGAUCGGUCGCCUGAUGCCCUCCGCCCACGUGAUCAUCCGCAUCAAGACGAACGACAGCAAGGCCCAGUGCUGCUUCUCCACCAAGUUCGGUGCCCCCCUUGAAGAUGUCGAUGGCCUACUGAAGGUGGCCCGCCAGCUCAACGUCGCCGUGUGCGGCGUCAGCUUUCACGUCGGCAGCGGCAACGACGACCAGUCUGCGUACCUGUCCGCGGUACGCGACGCCUACCACGUCUUCCAGCAGGCAGCCCAGUACGGCUUCAAGUGCACCCUCCUCGACAUCGGCGGCGGCUUCCCGGGCACAGAGGUCGUCCAGGGCAGCGGCAAUACCUCUUUCGAGAUCAUCGCCCGCACUAUUCGACCGGUACUGGCGGAGCUCUUCGGCGGCGGUGAUGUCACCAUCAUCAGUGAGCCCGGCCGCUACUUCACAGCUGCCUCGCACGCGCUUCUCAUGAACGUAUUCGCCUCCCGCACGCUGCGACUCUCCGAUGUCGAGGUGAGUCGCCAAGCCUUCCAGUCCGUCGUGUCGAUGGACGAGCCCGAAGAGUACCAGUACUACGUCAAUGACGGCCUCUACCACAGCUUCAACUGCAUCCUCUAUGAUCACGCCCACCCAACGCUUCUCCUGCUAAACGACGGUGACGGCGCUGACGGAGUGAAGAGUGGCACGGCGGCGGCAGCGGUGUGCAGCGAGGAGGAGGGCGGGAUGUCGCUGAGCGGUCCCCUGGUGAACGACCCACUGUUCGUGUCCGCCUGGGACCGCCGUCGCAGCUUCGCGCGCCGCCCGCUGCGCAUGACAACCAUCUUCGGCCCCACCUGCGAUUCGAUGGACUGCAUCCUGAAGAAGCAGCCCUUCCCGGAGAUGAAGCUGGGCGACUGGCUUCUGGUGCCAGACAUGGGCAGCUACACCACCGCCGCCGCAGGCUUCUUCAAUGGUUUUGCGACACGCCGCCGUGAGUGGGUGAGCUCUGUGAACUUGUGCGCGAGGCCGAAGCCUGUGUAUACACGUGAGGGCAACACGCUGAGGUGUAUGAGCGAGUGA
This is a messenger RNA of Leishmania major strain Friedlin, 2124 nucleotides long. Its product is annotated as putative ornithine decarboxylase. Gene Ontology annotation, molecular function: ornithine decarboxylase activity. The transcript has a single exon. NCBI's taxonomy places the organism in Eukaryota, Euglenozoa, Kinetoplastea, Trypanosomatida, Trypanosomatidae. The coding region runs from base 1 to 2124 and encodes 707 amino acids. Gene Ontology annotation, cellular component: cytoplasm. The record is from RefSeq and is a predicted model, not a curated record.